This is a messenger RNA of Loxodonta africana (African savanna elephant), 1655 nucleotides long. It is a transcript of the gene SERINC3, whose product is annotated as serine incorporator 3. Gene Ontology annotation, cellular component: membrane. Bases 120 to 1541 code for a protein of 473 amino acids. The transcript is spliced from 10 exons. The record is from RefSeq and is a predicted model, not a curated record. Lineage: Eukaryota; Metazoa; Chordata; Mammalia; Proboscidea; Elephantidae.
GGCGGGCCGCGUUUCCGGCCUGAGGAACUGUCGCCUUUCUGAGGAGACGUCCCCCGCAGCUGGCAGUUAACACCGCGCUAGGAACCUCCAGAUCAGGCGCCUGGGUCGACACCGUCACCAUGGGGGCUGUGCUGGGCGCCUUCUCCCUCGCCAGCUGGGUUCCAUGCCUCUGCAGUGGCGCGUCAUGUUUGGUAUGUAGUUGCUGCCCCAACACUAAGAAUUCUACCGUGACGCGCCUUAUCUACGCCUUCAUUCUGCUCCUGGGCACUGCUGUAUCCUGUAUCAUGCUGACGAGAGGGAUGGAAACUGAGCUGAAGAAGAUUCCUGGAUUCUGUGAAGAGGGACUUAAGGUCAAGAUGGCUGAUAUCAUGGAGGAUAAAGAUUGUGAUGUGCUGGUCGGUUAUAAAGCCGUGUAUCGGAUCCACUUUGCCUUGGCCAUCUUUUUCUUUUUCUUCUUUCUGCUCAUGUUAAAAGUGAAAACGAGUAGGGAUCCCAGAGCAGCAGUACACAACGGGUUUUGGUUCUUCAAAAUUGCUGCUGUUGUUGGUAUCAUGGUUGGAUCUUUCUACAUUCCCGGGGGUCAUUUUACCACAGCCUGGUUUACUAUUGGCAUGGGAGGGGCCUUCUUCUUCAUCCUCAUCCAGCUGGUGCUGUUGGUUGACUUUGCUCACUCUUGGAAUGAAUCAUGGGUUAAAAAAAUGGAGGAAGGAAACCCAAGGUGCUGGUAUGCCGCUUUAUUGUCUUUCACAAGCUUCUUUUAUAUCCUGUCAAUCGUCUGUGUUGUGCUGUUCUACAUAUUCUAUACUAAACCGGAUGGAUGCACAGAAAACAAGUUCUUCAUCAGUAUUAAUCUGAUCCUUUGCAUUGUGGUUUCUGUCAUAUCAAUUCAUCCAAAAAUUCAGGAACACCAGCCUCGUUCUGGCCUCCUGCAGUCCUCUUUCAUCACCCUCUAUACCAUGUACCUCACGUGGUCAGCCAUGUCCAAUGAACCUGAUCGGUCCUGCAACCCUAGCCUGCUGAGCAUCAUUACACACAUAACUGCACCAACCCUAGCUCCUGGAAAUGCAUCUGCUCCAGCCCCUACAUCUGCCCCACCAUUAAAGAGCGGGCAUUUUCUGGAUUCAGAUGGUUUUAUCGGGCUGGUAGUCUUUGUUCUCUGCCUUUUGUAUUCUAGCUUUCGCACAUCCAGCAAUAGCCAGGUGAACAAGCUGACCCUAUCGGGGAGUGACAGCGUGAUCCUCAGUGAUACAGCUGCUAGUGGUGCCAACGAUGAAGAAGAUGGACAGCCUCGGCGGGCUGUGGACAACGAGAAAGAAGGAGUGCAGUACAGCUACUCCUCUUUCCAUUUAAUGCUCUGCUUGGCUUCCUUGUACAUCAUGAUGACCCUGACGAAGUGGUACAGCCCUGAUGCAGAGUUCCAGAGCAUGACCAGCAAGUGGCCGGCUGUGUGGGUCAAGAUCAGCUCCAGCUGGGUCUGCCUCCUCCUCUACGUCUGGACCCUGGUGGCCCCACUUGUCCUCACCAGCCGGGACUUCAGCUGAGCCUCUGAGUGCCACCGAGACCCCUGAGACUCAUAAAGGCUCUCCUUUGCUGAAAGCCUGUAACCUUUUUAUCUUUGCUUCAACUAAAAUGUUAAGUGAACGCUUUGCAGAUUU